Messenger RNA from Monoraphidium neglectum, 348 nucleotides. RefSeq lists its product as hypothetical. The transcript has a single exon. The record is from RefSeq and is a predicted model, not a curated record. Lineage: Eukaryota; Viridiplantae; Chlorophyta; Chlorophyceae; Sphaeropleales; Selenastraceae. The coding region runs from base 1 to 348 and encodes 115 amino acids.
AUGGCACUUCAGGCGUCUCGCGUGCAGCUUGGCAGCCGUCCCGCGACCCAGAAGCACGCUGUAGCAUUUAGCAGCAGCCCAGUGCGCCGAGUCGUGACGCGCCAGCAGCGAUUUGCUCCCUGCCGAGCCAUUGAGCUCGACUUCAGCGACCCGGACACGCAACUGAGCGUUGCCGGCGUGGUUCUGGGCCUGCUUCUCGGCAUUGGUGCCCCUGUGUGGUAUGUGAGCCGCACUGAGCGCGACGAGGAGCGCCUGGAGGAGUUGCGCGCCAUGAACCGCGCGACGUUUGAGGAGACCGGCGAGUACAUGACUGACGAGGAGAUUGCAGCCGUCAGGAAGCCCAAGUAA